Molecule: messenger RNA, 1319 nt
Organism: Zea mays
Lineage: Eukaryota; Viridiplantae; Streptophyta; Magnoliopsida; Poales; Poaceae
Exons: 1
Coding region: 153-1031 (292 amino acids)
Source: RefSeq, a predicted model, not a curated record
GGUAGCACCAGGCCACACGCCCUCCCUCGCACUGAACAUUCUACAAGCCUCUUCUGCCUCACACACUCUCUCUCUCUCUCUCUCUCAAGCCAUAAGAGAUAGCAAGGCAGCGCACCCUCUUCAGACGGCAAGCAAGGGAGGCAUAUAAAUAUAUGCAGCACAUGUUCCCUCUGCUCAGCACCGUCAGCAGCAUGCAAGGACCUCCUCCCGGCCCCGGCCAGCAGCAGAGCAGCAAGCAGCUGAUGAGGACGGUGUCCAUCUCGGUGCUGGUGAUGUCGCUGCCGGUGCUCUACGUCUCCUUCCUCCACGUCCCGCCCGCCGCGCUCGCCCGCGACACCACCUUCUGGUUCCUCAUGUCCAACUCCAUCAUCAUCGUCAUCGCCGCCGACUCCGGCAUGCUCUUCUUCCGCUCCUCCUCCUCCUCCUCGCCGGACGACGACGGUGACGGCGACGGCGGCCUCCACGCGCCGCCGCCGACCAAGGACCAGCAGGCUUCUUUGGUUGGCGUGGCGGCGGCCAUCGCCGAGAGCAGCGGCGACGACGACCGCGCGUACGCAUUGGUCGAGAGCAGAGACAUCGUCGUCGUCGUAAGCCCGUCGGCGACCAACGACGGCGGCAGCGCAGCGACGACGGCGAGCCGGAGCCGGAGCCUGGCCGGGAGCGAGGAGCGGCGGGCGGCGAGGCGGCGGCACCACCGGCGCGCCGGGCACCGGCCGUCGCACUCGCAGUCGUCGCAGGCCCUCGUCCCCGUAGUCGUGCAGGACAAGAGCGUGGUGCUCAGCGAGGAGAAGCCGAGGCGGCAGCUCCGGCGCGCCGCGACUACGACGACGACGGACAGGCGGCCGCCGCCGGAGACUACUGCCGACGAGAAGGAGAAGCUGGAGAGCGAGUACUCGAGGCUGUCGGACGAGGAGCUGAACCGGCGCGUGGAGGAGUUCAUCGCCAGGUUCAACCGGGAGAUGAGGCUACAGCUGGAGGAGGAGGAGGAUGAGGAGGAGCAGGCGAGACGAAGCGGAAGCGAAAGCGACUGACUGACGCCAUGCGCGCGCAUGCACAGCGACCAGAGUUCCAUGCCCCUUGUAUAGCAGAGCACUCCACUCCAUGUUUGGCCGGCCAGCUGCUAGGGUCUUCUCUUCUCCAUGUGUAGUAGUGAGUAGUGACUAGUGAGGAUAUAGUUUGGGUUUUGUAUGUGAGAACUGAGAAGGCAGAAGAGCACGACGAGCGUAUGAGCGCGAAUAAACAGUAGACAAGAACACGCAGCUAGAGCGCGCGGCGCGCGAGAAAAAAAAAAUAAACAACCACAUUUUCGGAGCAAGCUA